Conger conger (European conger) is the source of this 4726-nucleotide messenger RNA. RefSeq names its product bcl-2-modifying factor-like. Gene Ontology annotation, biological process: negative regulation of autophagy; apoptotic process; positive regulation of apoptotic process. Gene Ontology annotation, cellular component: myosin complex. Lineage: Eukaryota; Metazoa; Chordata; Actinopteri; Anguilliformes; Congridae. The record is from RefSeq and is a predicted model, not a curated record. The transcript is spliced from 5 exons. The coding region runs from base 158 to 658 and encodes 166 amino acids.
GUAUGAAUGUCUUUCAGUAUGAAAGUUGUCGUGGAGGGAUAAGGACAAGACUUACUUUGAAGACAAUAAACGAUCAACUACAUUCAAGACAAGAUAACACCAAUUAGUUACGUCGAAGGACAUAUCAGCUGGCGGCAGAUUAUCAUUGAGACUUCUCAUGGACGAUGAUGAAGACGACGUGUUCCAGCAUUCCCUUCUCAUGUGGAACACCCCCUUCAGGGAGAUAAAGUACGAGGACCGGGGUACACAGACGCCCAGCCCCCCCCUGGGACAGGACGACAUGAUGCUGCCCUGUGGCGUGGCUCAUGAGCCACGGAGAUUGUUCUACGGUAACGCAGGCUUUCGGUUGCACUUCCCAGCGCGGUUUGAGCACGGUGGAGACCAGGAGGAGGAGGAGGAGGGUUUAGGGGCAGCAGAACGGCCGGAGGACCUGCCUGCAGCGCUGAGCGCUGAGGUCCAGAUCGGCCAGAAGCUCCAGGUGAUCGGAGACCAGUUCCACCAAGACCACCUCCAUCUGUACCGCAGAAACCAAAGGAACCGGCGACCAGCGUGGUGGCGCCUGGCGAUAGCUUUGUACACAUUUCUAUUCGAGAGGGAGGGUGUCGUUCGACGACGGCAAGCUGACCAGAGGGGUUGUGUUCUGAAGUUUCCCAGGUAACCGAUCAACUUGACAACACAUUUCCAGAGGCAGUUUCUCAGAACAAACAUUUUUUUGCACCUCAAGUCGUACUAUUCCUUAUUGUUAUUUUGUUUGUUUAUUUUUUACUGUUUCCGAAUUGUUGAAUAUGAUUUGUUCUUCCAGUAUGUUUCAACAAGUCCACUUUUAUUAAAUUCUUAAAAUGUUUUUCAGUGUAUUUUAUAUAAAGGAAAAAACAACACAAAAAAGACGCAUGAUAAAAUGCUGUCGGCCACCGUUAAAGAUACAUUUGGUGUCAUUGAGGGUCUAAUGAAGUAAGAUGAACGUGUACUGAAAGACAAUUAUGAGAAGGGUUUUCCCUGUAGACUGGGAAGAUGCAUGCAUCAGGCCCAUAGUUUUGCAUACCAUUACAGGUCAAUGUGAAGGCAGUCUGUAGUAGAGGGGCUCCAUCGCUGAACUUGUUCUUGAAAGACCAGAAAUGCAAGUAUAUGUGGAAUCCAUUGGCUCAUUUUUUUGUAUCUCUGGAUACCACAUUGCAUUAUUUGCUAUUUUUCCAUCAGCCUGCAUAACUUACCAGACCUGGUGAAUAGUUAUGACUAGCCAACCCUUAAUAAGUCGCCCUAUAUAUAGUAUUUGCACUAGUGCUAGUCAGGUGUGGACAGGCAAUGGAUAGUGCAGAGUUCUAGACUGCCCCUGUCUGAGGGGAUGCAUUGCAUUUAAAAUCAAAUUAUGAGUUUGAUGCCCAUGUUUGCAGAGGAUAAGUUUUUUUGUUUUAUUUUCUAUUUUACAAGGCAAGGCUAUUCAACAUUGAAUGAAGGUUAUUGAACGUCCAAUAUCUCACACUGAAAUUCAUCUUUUUAUAGAUACAUGUGGGGUCUUUUUCACGUUUUAGUUUUCUGAACUGGUAGCUGCUUUUCAGCUAGGGCACUGACUGAAUAAAAAAUUGUUAUUGAAACUAAAAAUUCCACUUUAAUAUUGAUAAGAAGGUGUGCAGGUCGACUUGGCUCGCACAACUUAAUAUGAUGAAUUGGGAGUUUUCAUAUCUGUGAUAAAGAGUACCCACUGCCAAUGGACCACUAGGUUUCUGAGGAGCACAAAGUAAACAAUCUGGAAAGAAACCUGUGAAACAACUGCAACUUUCAUCUCUUGCAUAACGGUCUGGGUUUUGGAACUUUGAGGUGACUAUAUGAAAUUGUUUUUUGAUAGAAAUUACCACUGAAUUCAUUCAUUCAUACAAGGUUUGUACAGUACUGGGGAAAUGGUUCCAAAACUAUUAAUUGUUUAAGAUGUUUUGAAAGAAAAAUAAUUGUUAAAGUUGAAAAUAUGAAUAUGUUUGAAGACACUGAUGCGUUUUUAUUGUUGCUUAUUGUUUGUUUCCUUUCUGUAUUUUAAUUUGUUUGACAUUCUGGUCCUUUUGCCAGGAAGCAGUAUGAAUAUGAAAGCACCCUGGUAACACUUGCUAUGGCAUUACAACCAGACAUGCAGCUUUCAGGUAAUGCUGUCAGAAAAUAUGUUUUGAUAGGUUGGUUUUAAUAGAAUCACAAAUUCUGUUAAUUGAUAUCAAGAAAGUAAUUUCUUCGCUCUCACAGUAGCCAACAGGAAGGAAUAGUGUGCCAAAUGGAAGGUUAAGUUCCCUACUUAAAUUCCUACUUAAAGGUUUAUUUAUGACUGAUUCUAAUCUGUCCUUUUCCCUGUUACUCAACAUUUCCACAUAUUCAACCAUUACAAACGUCCAAGAAACUGUUGCGUAUAUAAUCUUGAUGUAGUUGUAUUUAGUCUUAUCCGACACACAUUUAGUGAAUGGAGAGGGAUUUACUGUAGCCAGGGAAAGAAAAGAGGUUUUCUGUCCCUUUGUCUUUCUCAGCUAGGUUAUCAAAAAAACAUGCAAAUUAUCAUAUGCAAAAGCAACACUACUCUGCUUGAUAAAAAUAUAUCUUGCUGUCAUCUACUGCAUGGAGGACUGGUGCUUCCAUACAUUUUACUCCCAGUAAAAUCUUUAGCUGCGAGCUCCAGGUGGGCCUGGUUUCUGAUGGCUCCAACACAACAACAUGAGUGCAGAGAUUCAAAUUAAAGGUCCCCUUGUCUCCACUCGAGAGAUCAACACUGAAAUUCCACUGAAGCAGGGGCUACUUCUAAAGCACGUGAUAGAGUGUGAGAUGCACCGAAAUUUUGUUUCCUGCAAAUCGUGAACGCUGAGCCAGUUAAAGUAAACCCCUGCCUCUCUGUGGCCUGUCCUGUCAGCCUCCGUGUUCACCAGCUUGCUUCUGUAUGCCUCCUGUUCCUGGCAUAAGUUCUUAUAAGGACAUUAGUUUCUUUUCAGUUUUUUUGUAAUUUAUUUUUCUUUUAUUUAUUUUGUGUAUAUUUGUCCAUUGCUACUGUAUAGAUUCCUCUGUGUGCAAUUUCAUAGUUUUUGAUGUGUAUAUAUUCGUUUAAUUCUGUGCUGAGUGGUGGGGUCAGCAUUGUGUCUGGCUAGUAGUCUCUGAGGGUCAUGUAAUAGCCUUCAACAUUAAAUAAUGGUAUUCAUUAUCUUCAUUGUCAUUGAACAUUUUGAUGCAUUGCAGUUACUCAAAACAUAUUGAGAGAGAUGCUUGAUAUCAGGAACAUGCGAAGAUGAAUUUGAUCUAAAGAUUCCACUAAUUUCAGUGAUGCUGUCAGUGGGGUUCCUCAGGGAAUGGGGUCAGUGCACACAGCCCUGGCCCUGUUCACUUCCAGCACAAAACCCACGCCUGACAUGACUAGGCAACUUAAUUGCUUAAGUGGAAAUUGUGAGAGAAUUCCCCAUAUAAUCCUAAUGAAAACAGAUGAAAAACGUGGUCAAAGAGUCAACUAAAGGAAGUUAAUGAGGAGCACAAUCAAAAUGGUGCCCAUUAUUUUGAUGCCGCUUAUACUUUUUUCUGCCUAAUUGUGUAAAGUCUUUUAUUUUAAGUUGCUGAGCAUUCUCACACUCUGGGUAAAUGUUUUUGUUUUAAAUAUUUUUUUUUUUACUAACAAGAAAUAAUUCAAGUCAGAAGGCUGUUUGUAAUCAACAUGCACUGGAAAGUAAGUUGUAUUUGUAUAUGUUGUGUUUCUCUGAGAUUUCUGGUGUCAUAUUCUCUGGAUUGCUCUCUCUCAAAUCUGCCGUGCUGGAUUCAUUAAGUACAACUGGAUUUUAGUACUUACUGGCAUUUCUUCUGGCAUAAAACAUGAUCUUAGAUUGGUAGUAGAAACAAACCACCACUGUGCCCAGUAACAUCUCUUGGAGGGGUUCUAUGAAUUGUGCAGAGAAAUGUAAAUGUAAACCCCUGGAGUGGAACUUUUGUGUUGUGUAAACCGUCAGUGUCUUGAAUUUUUAAUCUAUUUUUAAUCAAUUUCUGAGAAAGGGUUCAUCCUGUUUACUGCUGGUUACUGUUUUUAAUGGAAAAUAGCAUUUGCUUUCUUUUUUUCUCAAACUUUUUGAUUGAAAAGUUUCUUGGAAAUGGUCUACUUUUGUAAAAAAAAAGAAAAAGAAAAAAAAAAAGAAAAAAGAGAAAUGUUUGACUUUUGAAAUCUUUUUCAAUGCUUUUUUAUGAAGUCCACUGUCUCUUAUUAAGGGCUUUUUGUAUGGAAUAAAAUGAGACAUUCCUAAUAUUUCUGCAUUUACUGUUAAAUUUAAUGUACCCAAAUUGAAAUGACAGCUAACACGCUGAGCAGUGAUGUAUUUUUAUUGGAAUUUGAAAUGAAAUCAAUGAAGAACCCAAUCCCUUCUGUUUGAACACCCAUGUACUGUACAUUUACUUCAGAAACCCUGGAAAUUGCCUUUAAUUUUACUCCGGUUUCAAAGAUGUCUUGAGGAUCACACAUUCUCUGUAUCCCAUUAAAUGAGACCCAGCGAAAAUGUAGCAUUUUUGUAAACAUUGACUGUGUGUCUUCGAGACUGUACUGUGCACUCAUUACCCUUUUUUAUUUUUUAUAAAUACAGUAUGGAGGUAGGGACGAUUCAUUUUAUAGUGCAAUAUGCUGUAUAUAAGAGCUUGGCUCUACAAAUCUUUUUGUUGUUGUUGUUAAGAAAAUGGUACAUGGUUUUUUUUUUUUGGUUUUUUUUUUUUCAAAAUAAAAAUUAUGAAAGUUUAA